Phalaenopsis equestris is the source of this 2394-nucleotide messenger RNA. Its product is annotated as glycine--tRNA ligase, mitochondrial 1-like. Gene Ontology annotation, biological process: mitochondrial glycyl-tRNA aminoacylation. The coding region runs from base 18 to 2201 and encodes 727 amino acids. NCBI's taxonomy places the organism in Eukaryota, Viridiplantae, Streptophyta, Magnoliopsida, Asparagales, Orchidaceae. The transcript has 9 exons. The record is from RefSeq and is a predicted model, not a curated record. Gene Ontology annotation, molecular function: ATP binding; glycine-tRNA ligase activity. Gene Ontology annotation, cellular component: cytoplasm; mitochondrion.
AUUUUUUUUUUCCUCGAAUGCUUCCCUCCGCUUCUAGAUCCCCGUUGCCAUCCAAAACCCUUAUCACUCUCCUCCUCCCAAUCUUCCGCCAUUCAUCUACUGCUGCUGCGCUGCCGAUGGAAGUCACCGCCUCCGAGGAAACCCUGCGGAGCAACCUGGCCGAGAAGCAGGCAGCCGUGGAGGCCCAAGCGGAGGCCGUCCGUAAGCUCAAGGCGGAGGGUGCCGAGAAACCGGAGAUCAACGCGGCCGUCGAUGCCCUCAGGGCCCUGAAGGUGGAGUCUUCCGCGGUGGCGAGGUGUCUUCAAACCGUUAUCAGCAACAACGGCGGCGGCGGCGCCGGUGAUCGCGAAGCGUUCCGGCAAGCGGUUGUGAACACGCUGGAGAGGAGGCUCUUUUAUGUUGCUUCUUUCAAGAUAUACCGUGGGGUAGCCGGCCUUUACGACUACGGCCCUCCUGGGUGCGCCGUCAAGUCUAAUGUUCUCGCUUUCUGGCGUCAGCAUUUUGUAUUGGAGGAGAACAUGUUGGAGGUAGAUUGUCCCUGUGUUACACCAGAGAUAGUUCUGAAGGCAUCAGGCCAUGUAGAGAAGUUUACGGACCUUAUGGUGAAGGAUGAGAAGACAGGAACCUGCUAUCGGGCUGAUCAUUUACUCAAGGAUUAUUGCAAAGACAAACUAGAGAAGGAUGUUAGUCUUCCUGCUGAAAAAAAUACUGAAUUAAAGCAUGUUUUGGCUGUGUUGGAUGAUUUAUCUGCAGAGGAACUAGGGGCUAAACUGAAGGAGUAUGGCAUUGUUGCACCUGAUACGAAGAAUCUUCUAUCUGAUCCUUAUCCCUUUAAUCUCAUGUUUCGGACUUCGAUUGGCCCGUCUGGCUUGAGCCCUGGAUAUUUGAGGCCGGAGACUGCACAAGGCAUCUUUGUGAACUUCAAGGAUUUGUAUUAUUACAAUGGAAACAGACUUCCAUUUGCAGCAGCUCAGAUUGGCCAAGCUUUUAGAAAUGAGAUUUCACCCCGGCAAGGAUUGUUAAGAGUUCGUGAGUUCACAUUGGCUGAGAUUGAGCACUUUGUUGACCCUAAAGACAAAUCCCAUCCAAAAUUUGUCGAUGUGGCUGACUUGGAGUUCCUAAUGUUUCCUCGAGAGCUACAAAUGGCCGGUGAAUCGGCAAAACCAGUUGUUCUUGGUGAAGCUGUUAGGAAGGGAACUGUAAAUAAUGAAACUCUUGGUUACUUCAUUGGGAGAGUUUACCUCUUUCUGACCCAUCUGGGCAUUGACAAAGAACGCCUUCGAUUCCGACAGCAUUUGCCGAAUGAGAUGGCGCACUAUGCUGUGGACUGUUGGGAUGCGGAGAUAGAGUGCUCGUAUGGAUGGAUAGAAUGUGUUGGAAUUGCAGAUAGAUCUGCUUAUGAUUUACGUGCUCAUACUGAGAAGAGUGGCGUUCCAUUGGUUGCUCAUGAGAGGUAUCCAGAGCCCAUAGAGGUGGAGAAACUGUUGAUCACUCCAUCAAAGAAAGAAUUGGGCAUUGCAUUUAAAGCAAACCAAAAAAUGGUUACUGAGGCACUUGAGGCCAUGACUGAAGCUGAAGCUUUGGACAUGAAAGCUUCUCUGGAAUCUAAAGGAGAAACUGAAUUCCAAGUCUGCUCUCUGGAAAAAUCUGUCAUCAUUAAGAAAAGCAUGGUCUCGAUCCACAUUGAAAAGAAGAAGGAACACCAAAGGACCUUCACACCUUCGGUUAUCGAGCCUUCAUUUGGCAUCGGGAGAAUCAUCUACUGCCUAUUUGAGCACUGUUUCUACACGAGACCGAGCAAAUCAGAGGAUGAGCACCUGAAUGUUUUCCGCUUCCCACCUCUUGUAGCUCCCAUUAAGUGCACUGUUUUCCCACUGGUCAAGAAUGAGAAGUUUGAUGAAACUGCCAAAAUCAUUUCAAAAUCUUUAACGGCAGCUGGAAUUUCUCAUAUUAUUGAUGUUACAGGUACCUCAAUUGGGAAGCGCUAUGCGAGGACAGACGAAAUAGGCGUGCCCUUUGCUAUCACCGUCGACUCAACCAGAUCGGUGACGAUCCGCGACAGGGAUAGCAAGGACCAAAUCCGUGUGAGCAUUGACGAAGUCGCUUCGGUGGUGAAGGAAGUAACUGAUGGGCAGAGCACCUGGGCUGAUAUCAUGUGGAGGUUUCCAACUCAUUCUGUAUCACAAGCUGAUGAGGACUGAAACUUUUCUCCCUACACUAUCUUUUUUACGGUUGGGAGGGUUCAGACUGAUUAUGGGAACUGGUGAAACAAGAUAAAUCCAUUACUUUUCAUGGUGAAACAAACAUAGGUAAUGUUAUAAUUUAUAAUGUUAUGGCUGAAUAGAAGUAAUUUUGUUUUGGGUGUUAAGGAAGCUGAGCAACUGAAAAAGGUUA